AUGCAUUUCCUGAAAGGCCUCCUUCUGUCUCUGCUGCCGGCAGCUGCCCUCGCAGCCAAAAAGCCGGUUGUAGACAAAUUCAGCCAGUUCCAUACGAAAGCUCUUGCAUCCACCCCACUGAAACUCGACGAUUCGGUCUAUGCGAAAUUGACAGCUGCCCCUAGAAACUACUCUGUAGUUGUGUUGCUGACAGCUAUGGAAGCUCGUUUUGGAUGUGCUCUCUGCCGCGAAUUUCAACCGGAAUGGGAUCUCUUGUCCAGUAGCUGGACCAAAGGGGACAAGAAGGGUGACUCCCGGCUCGUCUUUGGAACCUUAGACUUUGUGGAUGGCAAAAACACCUUUCAAUCUCUUGGUCUCCAGACUGCCCCAGUCCUUCUAUUCUUCCAGCCAACUGUUGGCCCUCACGCUAUUCCCGACAAUGGCCCAAUAAGAUAUGAUUUUACUAGCGGGCCUCAAUCCGCAGAACAAGUCCAUUCCUGGAUCGCCCGUUACCUUCCUGAUCGACCACAUCCCCAAGUCAAUCGACCUAUCAAUUGGGUGCGUGGUAUUGCUAUCACCACCACCAUAUUAGCAACAAUAACCUUCCUGAGUGUCGCUUGGCCAUAUAUGGUGCCAAUCAUACAAAACCGGAACGUUUGGGCGGCAAUCAGCUUGAUUGCCAUAUUACUUUUUACCACUGGACACAUGUUCAACCAUAUCAGAAAAGUUCCAUAUGUUACUGGUGAUGGCAGAGGAGGCGUGAGUUAUUUUGCAGGAGGCUUCUCCAAUCAGAAUGGCCUCGAAACUCAAAUUCUAGCGGCUAUAUAUGGCCUCCUCUCAUUCGCCACCAUUUCACUGGCGCUCAAGGUCCCACGCAUUACCGAUCCCAAGACUCAGCAGGUUGCUGUGAUAGUUUGGAGCGGCGUCAUCUUCGUCAUGUACAGCUUCUUGCUUAGUGUCUUCAGGAUGAAGAAUGGUGGUUAUCCCUUCUGGCUGCCACCUUUCUUCUAG
Lachnellula hyalina is the source of this 990-nucleotide messenger RNA. RefSeq names its product Magnesium transporter protein (gene Magt1). The transcript is spliced from 5 exons. Gene Ontology annotation, cellular component: oligosaccharyltransferase complex. Bases 1 to 990 code for a protein of 329 amino acids. The record is from RefSeq and is a predicted model, not a curated record. Lineage: Eukaryota; Fungi; Ascomycota; Leotiomycetes; Helotiales; Lachnaceae.